CCUGCAGUUCUUCCAACUGAUGUGGUGCCCCCUUCUUUACGUGAUAAUAAUUCUGAGGAGACACCUCCAUUGACAAACUUAACAGCAAGCUGCAGCAGCAAUUCCAGCACUAACGGGAGCUCGAGCAGUAAUGUAUUCGCAAGCGUAUUCGCCACCUCAUCAUCUUCAAGAAACUCCCAUUACCAAACAACCGAAUUCACCGACUUGUUUCGAGCUACAACACACGACGCUGCCCCACCACCACCACCACCCUCAUCGGAGCCCAUAAUAGCUCUAUGCCUCUCCAUGAAUCAUCAAGGGCAAUAUUCCCCCGCAAUGCAGCCCGCCUUAUCAGCAACGGCCUUAUUACAGAAGGCCGCCCAAAUGGGGCCCGCUUCAUCGAAUGCAUCGUUAUCCCUUGGUCUCGGUCUUGGUCUCGGGCUUGGUCUUGGCUGUGACGGUGGGUCCGGUUUGAAGGAACUGAUGUUGGGUACUCCGUCUGUUUUUGGACCGAAGCAGACCACUCUUGAUUUGCUAGGGUUGGGUAUGGCGGCUGCUGGCGGUACGGUGGCGGCGGCACAGCGGUUUGACGGCGGCAGCCAAGACAUGAGAGAGGAAGAAACUCACGAAAGCUCUCUUUUUACGUCACCUUCUUCGAUUAUCAGGUGAUUGAAAACUUUACAUGUUAUUUUAAUUCUGCAGAAUAGAACACUAACUGUGGGAUAUUAGUUAAUUAUAUGUAGUAAUUACUAAUUAGUCGGCUUCGAUUAUUUAUAUGAAGUGUGGACUAGAAGAAUCUGAUGUACAUAAUCUUCGAUAGAGACUCAACUGAAUGAAGUUUAGGUAGGCAUUAUUGUUAUUGUACUUUAGCUUGUUCAGCCCUAAGGCCUCGUUUGGUUAUAUGGAUCGGAUUAAUUUGGAUUGUAAAGCCGGAUUGUAUUAAUUCUCUAUUAUCUAGUUUGGAUUAGAUUGAACUGUAUU
Molecule: messenger RNA, 960 nt
Organism: Erythranthe guttata (spotted monkey flower)
Lineage: Eukaryota; Viridiplantae; Streptophyta; Magnoliopsida; Lamiales; Phrymaceae
Source: RefSeq, a predicted model, not a curated record